This is a messenger RNA of Plasmodium gonderi, 963 nucleotides long. RefSeq lists its product as hypothetical. The transcript has 11 exons. NCBI's taxonomy places the organism in Eukaryota, Apicomplexa, Aconoidasida, Haemosporida, Plasmodiidae. Bases 1 to 963 code for a protein of 320 amino acids. The record is from RefSeq and is a predicted model, not a curated record.
AUGAAGAACAGGGAUAAUUCAUAUAAAAAAUACAAACAUCAAGCUGAGGCCAAGUUGGAAGAGUUUAAAAAGGAAGCCUAUGAAAUUAUUGAGUAUAAGGAUAAAAUUAUAAAAAUGUUGUGUGCAAUUCUGGAAGUACAGGGGAUAACAACCCUAAAUAUAAAGAAGUUCAUAUCUGGGCCCAUCGACCAAAAGGAGGAAGCUCCCGUUGAAAACAGUGAAUAUGAGAUAAAAUCUCAUAAAAGAAGAAUAUCCUCAAAAAAGAGAAGAUUAAUAAAAAUUCCGUAUCUUAGGACCCCUAAAAAAAAAAAAGAGCUAAAUUUAUUUUCAGCACCCAAUAAGAUAAAUGAAGAACUAAGUAAUGAAAAAAAUUCCUCAGAUUCUUCUUUAAGUUCUGAUAGAGUAUCCCUAAAAGAUAAACAUUUGGAGAACCACACGAUGGAAAAUAUGAUAGAGAGAGAAUUCUCAGGAAAGAAAACAGAUAUAGGAGAAGAAAAUUUCUCUAGUGACAGUGAUAAGGAAUCUAGUAACAAAGACAGCACACAGACACUGGAUGACUAUAGAAAUAAUGAUACAAAUGUUGAAUCCACAUGUCAAUCCAAUUUUAACAAGGAUACCCAAGUGACAAAAUCCAAAAUAACACCAGAAAUGAGCGACACAAUUACAGGAGAAUGUCCCUUGUGUCUAAUGCCAAAAACGGAAUCAUUGCACGGGAAUAUGCCACCAACCUUUUACAAGUUGACUUGUGAUCACGUUUUCCAUUUGAUGUGCAUCUAUGAAACUGUAGUACGAAGAGAAUGUAGAAAGACAUGCUGCAUUUGUCACAGUGAAAUCAGUGAAGACGACAAAAAUGAAAUUAUCAGUAUGGCAAGGAGGGAGAAAAAAGAAAAUGAAAAAAAAAAUAAACUUAUGUUAAAGGUUAUGAAGUUGCAAGCAGAUAGUAGGGCACCAAAUGAAAAGUGA